GAAAUAAAACGCCACCCAGCUACUCUCGCUCUCAUUUCUGUGAGUACAACAACUGGUGAACAGCUGAAGUCCUCGAACAGAGUCAGAUUAGAAAGUCGAAGCUAAAGUCUCUGGACAGAUCAAAGUCGUCCGUUUGGGGAACCUUUGGUGAAAGUGCUAAAACAACUGUGCGCAAUUACGCAUAAAAACAAUGAGUGUCACAGCAGCAAUGGAAGUGAACGCCGAAGCCAGACGGAUACUGGCCGUGUCGAUAAGUAAGCUGUACGCCUCCAGGAGCCAGAGAGGGGGGCUAAGACUCCACCGGAGCCUCCUGCUCUCCUUGGUCAUGAGGUCUGCCCGGGACAUAUACACUCCUAAGCCGUUCCCAGAGGAGUCGGACAGUGACGAGGAAGGGUGUGAUAAUGAAAUAACCGAGGACAAAGAGAACUUGAGCCCGGCGAGGCAGUCCAGGAAACGCCGGGGCAAGGCGUCGGUGGCGCCUGACUUCCUUCCUAUCAAGAGGGCGAGGCUGGAGUCCGGGGAGGACAGGUAUGCGGCCCCGCUAAGCAGCUGUCGCGCAGGGGAGUCUCUGGCCGCUUUGUCUCUAAAUCGGGUUAUUCCUGCCUUCUGAACAGAUGGAGGGAGAAAAUAGCCUCCAAUGGGACUUUUGGAGUGGAGUGAUUCUGAACUCCUCGUUAAACUCCAAGGGCGAUUUGACGCACUAAGGAGCUGACCCACAUCAGCGGUCCCGGGACAGAGGGAUUACCUCUCCGGUUGAGCCGAGAGUGCCUGCCGGGCCGGCAAAGCCCCUCAGCAAGCAGAGAAGGAGAAAUACCAGAGAACAGAGGGGAGCUACAGACCGGAAAGUUUGGGGAAGAAACGAAAGAGGAACUGGCUAUUUUGCUGUCGUUUCUCAGCGAUUCACCUAAAUGAGUCCAAACAAGUGACUGCUGCUGACUCAAAGUGUGUGUAU
Messenger RNA from Monopterus albus (swamp eel), 952 nucleotides. RefSeq names its product immediate early response 2b (gene ier2b). The record is from RefSeq and is a predicted model, not a curated record. Lineage: Eukaryota; Metazoa; Chordata; Actinopteri; Synbranchiformes; Synbranchidae.